AUAUAUUUUUAUAAUAUAGAAUUUUGCAGCUGGACAGUUUUGUAAGAAAGUAUCAAAUAAAAAAGAAAACAUUUUCAAGGUGGCAUCUCUGUGUGAUAACUUCAGCAUGAAAGUUAAUCCUAUAUACAUAUAUAACCUAACUUACUUCAACCUAAAUCUUAACCUUAAAAUUACAAAGAUGCAUUGUAGAAUCGUUAAAAGUGACGCAAAUACAUACUAGUUUUUCGAUAUAAGAUUAUAAGAAUUACUAAUUAUUAAUCAAAAUUGGGGUAAUAAACGAUAAAUUGAUUCCGUGAUGGGAAAUAAAAACAAACUUUGUCAGCACAAAGAUAUUUUUGAACGUAUGAAUUAUUUAUAUCAAGCUAGUCAUCUAAUGGCAUUAAUAGAUCGAUGUACAGCAUCUUACUUUGGUAAUAAUAUGGUGGGUUGUGCCAAAAAAGCAGUAUUACGCAUGGAACCGAAUUUAAAGAGAAGCAUAUGUAAAUGUUGUCAAACUCCACUUAUACCUGGGGAGACAGCUAGAGUCAGAUUAACAUCAAAGCCUAUAAAGAGGGUUAAAUGGACAUGUCUGACUUGUAUGCAUACUAAACAAUUUCCUACGAGAAAAGGACACAAAUUGUGGCUUGAUCAACCGGAAGCAAUAAUCGAGACAUUAGAUUAUACACCAAAACCAAAGAACGAAAAUGUUAAAAAAUCUGAUGCCCCUGAGAAAAUAAAUGAAAAAAGGUAAAUUCUAAAAAUUUUGAAAAUGCCAGUUAGUGUAUCUCUGAAACAAAUCCAUUUUAUACAUUAACUUAGAAUCUGGUGUACGAAUAUUUUUUAUUAAUGACUUACAUAAAAUAUGUUACAAUAUUACAAUAAAUUUGUAAUUAAUAAACAGAUACUUUUGCUAACU
Formica exsecta is the source of this 895-nucleotide messenger RNA. RefSeq names its product ribonuclease P protein subunit p21-like. The transcript is spliced from 4 exons. The coding region runs from base 296 to 730 and encodes 144 amino acids. NCBI's taxonomy places the organism in Eukaryota, Metazoa, Arthropoda, Insecta, Hymenoptera, Formicidae. Gene Ontology annotation, cellular component: nucleolar ribonuclease P complex. Gene Ontology annotation, biological process: tRNA processing. The record is from RefSeq and is a predicted model, not a curated record.